This is a messenger RNA of Daphnia pulex (common water flea), 882 nucleotides long. RefSeq lists its product as uncharacterized. Lineage: Eukaryota; Metazoa; Arthropoda; Branchiopoda; Diplostraca; Daphniidae. The record is from RefSeq and is a predicted model, not a curated record. Bases 1 to 882 code for a protein of 293 amino acids. The transcript has 5 exons.
AUGUUGCUCUUGCAGCAAUUUUGUAAUUUGUUGCGCUCUCGAACAAUGGAAGAUAUCGAAAUGGAUUCAAUUGUUGAGAAAAAACUUAGCCAUAAGGAACAAGCAGAGAAAAAAUAUAAUGCUGAAGAAAUGGCAGAAUGGAAGAGAAAUAAAUGUCUUCGGAAUUAUCGGAGAAAAAUGAGAAAAGAACACGCCAAGGAGAUUGAGAGGCUGGAGGCGUUCGAUAUUGGGUUGCAUGGGAGGAUUCGACAUUUAGAAAAUCGUAAUCAAAUGCUAAUUAACGAAGGUCAACAGAAAAUGGCAACUGGAAAAGAAAAGUCAGCUGCAAAGAAAAAGGUUGUGGUAGCACCCAGUGGGACCAAAAGGUUGCUGGAUGGCGAUUGUGAGGCAUCAGGUUCGAAACGCUAUAGAGAGCAGUCGGAAAGUGAACUGGCAACGAAAUCCUUGGCAGAGUACGAGAAAGCCAAAGCGAAUCUUGAAACUCUGUUGAAAACGUGGGAGACAAAAUUGGCAAGGUGUACAUCAUCAGAGCUACCAGACCUCUCAAAGGAUGCUGGUGCCAUAAAGGAAGCUUUGAUGCUUGUAACGAGAAAGUCAGCAGACAGGAUCUUACAUGCUAAAGGAACAAUGCUUGGAGAAGAAGAAAGAGCUUUGAGGCAGAUAGAGGCUGAUUAUCAGAAAAGCUAUGCCAUGGUAAAAUACGACUUGGAAAAUAAACUUGCUAGGGUAGUUCUUCCAACAGACGUUAGCUCUUGGCUAUCUGAAAUAGAAUUGAAGCUACAAGCCCUUCAACUACCUUUGGCCAGCCGCGAUGUAGAUGAUGUCGUUGAAAUUAAAACAACUAGGCAUUGCCACAGCUACAAAAUCCGACAUUUUUGCUGA